Messenger RNA from Sinocyclocheilus grahami, 1088 nucleotides. RefSeq names its product rab-like protein 3. Lineage: Eukaryota; Metazoa; Chordata; Actinopteri; Cypriniformes; Cyprinidae. The transcript is spliced from 8 exons. The record is from RefSeq and is a predicted model, not a curated record. Bases 80 to 781 code for a protein of 233 amino acids.
AAGCAAGAAGAAGAAGAAGAAGAAGAAGCAGAAGAAGCAGAAGAAGAAGAAGAAGAAGUGUAGUUAUAUCCGGAAAGAAAUGGCGUCUUUGGAUAGGGUGAAAGUGUUGGUUUUGGGAGAUUCUGGAGUAGGGAAGUCCUCUGUUGUACAUUUGCUCUGCCAGAAUCAAGUUUUGGGGAAUCCGUCAUGGACUGUGGGCUGCUCAGUAGACGUCAGGGUUCAUGACUACAGAGAAGGCACUCCAGAAGAGAAGACAUACUACAUUGAACUCUGGGACGUUGGGGGAUCUGUUGGCAGUGCCAGCAGUGUUAAAAGCACCAGAGCGGUGUUUUACAAUUUUGUAAAUGGCAUUAUUUUAGUUCAUGAUUUGACCAAUAAGAAAUCCUCUCAGAAUCUGUACCCCUGGUCACUAGAGGCACUGAGCAAAGACUCAUCUCCAACUGGCAUCAUUGUAUCAAAUGGAGAUUAUGACAGAGAACAGUUUGCAGAGAACUCAGUUCCACUCCUGCUAAUUGGCACCAAAUUUGAUCAGAUCCCAGAAAACAAGCGGAAUGAUGUCCUGACCCGCACUGCCUUUCUAUCUGAAGACUUUAAUGCAGAAGAGAUCAAUUUGGAUUGUACAAAUCCACGGUAUCUUGCUGCUGGAUCUUCAAAUGCUGUUAAAUUGAGCCGAUUCUUUGACAAGGUAAUAGAGAAGAGAUACUUCACAAGAGACCCUAGCCAGAUGCAGAGUUUCACCGACAGGAGGCGCUUUAAUUUCAAAAGUCUGCAUAACGAUUGAGUGUACACAUACUUUGGGUUGGUGGGUUUAGAACAAGCAUAUGAAUAAUCUUGUCAUCAUGUUCCUUUGCAGAGAGCAAACAGUUGGAGGGUUGUUUUUGAAUGUUUUUUUUAACAUUAACAUCCAGCUUACCAAGACAGAAGGAUUUAUGUGAAUUGAUCAUCACCUGCAUUGAGAUAUUUGUAUUUUCAUAUUUAAUGGUAAAAAAAUAUGGACCCAAGGAAAUACCCCUUCUCUUCCCUUGUCAUGUUUGUUUACUGUUUGUAAAGAUGAUUUUCAUGAGGUGAAAUUUUUUUUUUUUUUUUUU